Messenger RNA from Prunus armeniaca (apricot), 975 nucleotides. The record is from the annotation of a GenBank genome assembly. NCBI's taxonomy places the organism in Eukaryota, Viridiplantae, Streptophyta, Magnoliopsida, Rosales, Rosaceae.
AUGUCUUUCGGGGACGGUAGCAAGGCUCCAAGCUCUCAAGCACCUUUAUACUUGUGGGGAGGCUCCUUAGUGCCUAGCAAGAAAUUCGUGGCCAACUUGCACCGCGUGACGACCGAUGCUCAGUUCCAGAAGUGGCGGGUUGCCUUCACAUCUGCCAUUCCAGAUGACGUGCAGGUCAAGCUACUGAAGUCUUGGGCUGAUAGCAAGCCUUUGGUAGAUGCGAAUGAUCCCGGCUCUAGGGUCAUUACCUUCCGUCCUUUUUACUUUUCCUUGGGCUUCAAGGAGGUGUUCUGCGCCAUGGAGUGUGCUCCGAGCCAGUGUACUCCCAAUGUUUACCGGGCAAUCAUGUGCUUCGAGAAUCUGAGCCGUUUCUUCACUUUGGAGCUGACAGUGCGUGAGUUCUUUUAUUUUUUCGAGGUGAGGCACUUUGAGCAGUAUGCCCAAGUUCGCACCUACAAGACCAAGCUGUUCGACGGUCUCAGUCAGGGAGAUCACGCUUGGCAUGACGACGUGUUGGAAGUUAGCGGACGGUGGGAAGGCGACGUUCGUGACGGCCCACUUGUUCCCGUCACCUAUUGCCCUGUGAAUGACAUCAGCAAGCAAUUGGAGCUUGGACCAGACAUGGCUAAGGUCCGUCGUGCUUUGAACAUCCCCCAAAAGUUUCGCGAGUGGCGUUGGCUGUUGAGCGAGUAUCGAGAGGUAGAUGGUGGUCUGCCCCCUGCCGAGGAUGUCGAAAGGUGGAAGCAGAAUGGCCCUGACCCUGACGAUCUGCCUACAGUACAGGAAGAGUGUUCUGCUGAAUCUCCACCAAAGAGAAAGGCUGCUAGCAAAUCUUCCAGAGGUGAAGCCACUUCUUCGCAUGCCAAGAAUGGGUCUCCAUCGAGGAAGAAGCCAAGGCUCCCUUCUGCUGAGAAGACUCAAGUGGGGUCUGCUCCGUCAUCAUCUGCCAGGGUCAAGCAUCUCGGGUGCAGAUAG